Molecule: messenger RNA, 2420 nt
Organism: Thalassophryne amazonica
Lineage: Eukaryota; Metazoa; Chordata; Actinopteri; Batrachoidiformes; Batrachoididae
Gene: hepacam2
Product: HEPACAM family member 2
Exons: 9
Coding region: 163-1566 (467 amino acids)
Source: RefSeq, a predicted model, not a curated record
GCCUUUAAGUUCCUCUUAUUUCCCUGGCAAAUGAUGUCACCACAACCAGUCACAUUUCUCUCCUCCUCCUCCUCCUCUUCCACUCCUCUCCUCCUUCCUAUCAUCCUUCACUCUGUACGUGCCUGUCAGACAUCCCCGCACAUCUUCAGAGGAUAAGAUGUCAUGGAGGCCACAGGGAGGACAGCAGCCAUCAUCUGCUCCUUUCUGUUCAUCCUAACAGAACAAGCCAACUCAGAAUUCAUCCAUGUUCCAUCAUUGGUCCACCAUGGCACGAAAGGGAGGCCUUUGCUCCUGCCUGUGGAGACUCACUUCUUAUUGGAUGAUGUUGAGAUCCAGGGGACUUGGUCCCACACCAGGCCGAGUGGCACCAGGACCACGUUGGUAACAUUUACCAAAAGCACUGCGAUCAUUGACAUGACCUGCCGCGACCACCUCCUCUUCAAAGAGCCAAACAUUACGUUGCUAAUCCGGGAAUUAAACCAGGACGAUGAGGGGGAGUAUUGCCUGAACCUCAACAUAGACUUCCGAAAUAAGUCACGAUUUAUCACAGAGAAGAGAACAGUGCACGUGACUGUAGAUGUCCCCAUGUCCACGCCUGUCAUCGAAAAGAACCCCUCCUACGCAGUGGUUGAGGAUAAAGGAAACGUUACGUGGACUUGUUCUGUCCAGAGCGGAACAAGAGUGUCCUUUCAGUGGCUGAGGAACAACGUCCGUUUGAGUCCCAGCAAGAGGUACCACUUCUCCCAGGACAACUCCACGCUGCUGAUCAGUCCUGUGAGGAAAGAUGACAUGGGAAGUUAUUGCUGUGUGGUCAGCAACCCCGUCAGCCCGAGUCGUCACAGCAGAGCCGUGGAACUAACCGUUUAUUAUGGACCCUACAAUCUUGAGGUGAACUCAGACCAGGGCCUACGGACAGGAGAGGUUUUCACUGUCAAUCCAGGAGAGCUGGUUUUCUUUGACUGUCAAGCUGAUUCCAACCCACCCAACAGCUAUGUCUGGAUCUCCAAGAGUCGCAACGCAACCCAGAUCAUCACCAAGGGCCCGCGGCUCGAGGUCCGCUUCUACAGGCUGGCUCAGGCUGAGGAGUACCUGUGCCGGGCCUUCAAUAACAUCACACAGAAACAGGAUGAAGCCCAGUUUACUCUGGUGGUGGCCAGCCUAGGAACAGGGAAGGAGAUGCACACCCAGGAGGGCGGCUCCGUGUUACCGCUGGCAGCUAUUACUGUUGCUUCUGUGUUUGUCAUUGGCUGCAUGCUGCUUUUCUUCCUCAGAAGAUCCUGUCACCCUAAGAGAGUGCUUAUGAGUAUUUACAACAGACCACUUUCGGAACAGAAACGGCCGCAUUGUUCAGGUCACGAGGAUGCAACCGAAGACUUUGGCAUCUAUGAGUUUGUCUCGAUACCUGGGAAAAUGGAAUCUGCACAGGCGUCGUGCAGAUCUCUGGCUCGCCUGGAGUUAGCUCAGGAUUCUCACACCACCAUCUACGAUGUAAUCAGGCACAUCCCUGAGACCCCCAGCCACAGUUUGCUGAUGUCUCCUCCGCCCUCAGAGUUGAGAUGUAACUGAUGAUUGUUGCUCUCUGGACUCUUGUGUAGCUUUAACCCCCUUUGUCUCAGUUAUCAAAGCCUGAAGCAGUGGUUCUGGUGACACACUUUUUGCACAAGUGUUGAAGGAGACAUGAGUAUAUCUGAUCAUGCACUGUUACUGUCCUGAGGAUGGUUGUUCAUUAUAAGUUUUUUUCGUUUUUGCUCUUUCAUUGAUUUCAUGCAUCAUUGUCAGAUGACAGUGUAUCCGUGGCUUCGAAUUUUAUGAGUUUUACGGAAGGUGGGAACAUUUUUUUGUUGAAUUUUCCAUUGAAAGGAAAACAAAACAACAUUGGGAUGACAUAAAUUAAGUCACGAAUAUAUCAUUAAAAAAUCUUUAAAAAAAUACUUAAAUUCCCGUAUUUGAUUGCUUUUAAAAAUACAUCUUAUUUAACAUUUCAGUGUCAUUAGCUUAGUAUAUUCUAAUUUACAAGUUCCUGUUUUGUGAAAGGACAAGUGUUAUGAUAACUACUUUUUUUUAACUGAUAUCAUAUGUAUUUGAAAUAAUUGUGAUGAACAUGAUGUGUAAAUAUUGUGUAUAGAUUAUUCUACACCUCUGUUUUGGUCAAAUCUAUUUAUUUCUACAGAACCACACUUUUUCUACACAUGUAGCAGGUUUCUCCUUUCUGCAUGGAUUGUAAUGAAAUGUUAAAACAAGGAAAAUAGUGAUUUCUCACCCACUGUACAGCUUGUGUUCAUAUGUUUUUUUUUAUACUUUAUUUAAAGAUCGAGAACCCUUCAUCAUUCUUUAUUAUUACUUGAGUAUAUGAGAUGAUGGUUUUUCUUGUGCAUUUAAUGUGUUUUCCCACCAAGAUUAUAUAAAAACCUACAGUUUGA